This is a messenger RNA of Myotis daubentonii (Daubenton's bat), 1053 nucleotides long. RefSeq lists its product as uncharacterized. NCBI's taxonomy places the organism in Eukaryota, Metazoa, Chordata, Mammalia, Chiroptera, Vespertilionidae. The record is from RefSeq and is a predicted model, not a curated record. The transcript is spliced from 2 exons. The coding region runs from base 14 to 1042 and encodes 342 amino acids.
GAGAAAGCGGGUAAUGGAUGCGCCGCCGCCGCUUUUCCUCUUCGGACCCAAACCUCGGAUGUUUAUUUUCUUGGUCUCGCGUCUUACGGGGGACCCAGUGCGGGGGCGCGGUCCCUCCGAAAAUCCUUGUAACUUUACCGAAUUUCUUAAGGAUAGAGAACUGCAACUCCCGCCCUUCUUGAGCCAGUAUUUCCCGUUUGCGGCUGCGUGGUUGGCCUGGGUUAAAGCAUCUAGAGACCCUAGGAUUGCUUCAGGUCAGCAGUCCCCACUGGAGAAAAAAAUAUUGAAUCUAGGUGGUGUGCGUACAAAAGCAGCCAGACAACUGAGAACUCAAAAAAACCAAGGAGAGUAUCAAACACUCUAUAGGGAGCAAGAUCUCUCCCUUGACUACUGGCUCGCCCGAGUGGAGUCUUACUAUAGUAAAGGAUUGGUGGGAAUGAUGAAAGCACAAGAGGCAGGCAAUGGGAUUGAGAAGAAAUGGGAGGGGAAGGCAACCCAAAGCACGGACAGACAGAAACAGUGCUGCUUGGUGCCUGAGAGAGAGAUGAGACACAUAGUGCGGCAAAUGCAGCAGGCGGCACAGGCCAGAGAGCUCACAGAGAAAGCCCUUAGACAGUUACUGUGGUCCCCUCCUGAGCCGGCACUCCCAAAGCUUGUGUGCGCAGGGCCUGGCGUCCAGAAUGCAAAGAGAAGAAAACAGGUAAAUGACAGGGAACAGAUGCAAAUUAAAGAUCACCAGGAACGCAUGAUUAGAGGGAGGGAACUAAUAGAGCAAAGACUCAAGGCAAGAUUCUUGAGAAAAAGCCAGAGCCAGCCACCUACAACAGAGAAGCGUGAGAGAAUAAAGAAAGAGAUAAAAGAAUUUGAAAGUGUUAUUGCAUAUCCACUUUUCCAGCCACGCAGAAGUCGGAUUAAAGUGAAUAUUCUUAUGGAAAAGUCUCAGAAUAGAGAAGAAGAGGAUACAAUUAUAAAAACUUAUCAAAGAAAAUUUUUAACUCUGCCACCCUUUUUGAGAAGUCAAAUAAGAAAAAUAAAAGAUUAGUCAAGUUUCAA